This is a messenger RNA of Salvelinus sp. IW2-2015, 1594 nucleotides long. RefSeq names its product CTD nuclear envelope phosphatase 1A-like. Gene Ontology annotation, molecular function: phosphoprotein phosphatase activity. The record is from RefSeq and is a predicted model, not a curated record. Lineage: Eukaryota; Metazoa; Chordata; Actinopteri; Salmoniformes; Salmonidae.
AAAUAGUUCUGUCUGGCAUUAUUUUAUCCACCACGGUCAUUGAUUGCGCUUCAUAAUAGAUUACAGAGUAUUACAAUGCAGUAGUGUAUUUCUAAUGACCUGCCUGUUGGUCAAGGCUGGUCUUAACCAUAUUGAGGUCAAUGCCUGUGGCCUGGAUGUGACUAUUUCGCGGGAGGAARGUAUUUGAAAGGAGCGCAUGUUUUUCUCUACGGAAGUGACAGCGAGGCACUUAUGGCGGUGCUCUGUCCAUUUCCUUGAAAGUUGCGUUGACCGCGUCUMGUUGGGACUUUUGCCAUAUUUCGUAAACCAACUUAUUUAUCAACGAAACUAAGCAAGGUUAGAGGGGCAUUGUUUGCAUAAAGACAUCUUCUUUUCACACUUUAAUCAAAGUCUAGCUUGCGAGGGCUAGGUAGUGACCGAGAACCAGUGAAUGUUAUUCGUCUGGAAUCCUCGCUUUCGUAUUUAAUGACGGUUUUGCGUUGUAGGCUACUUUUUCUUUCAUUUUCAGUGGAGUGUGGCGAAAGUGAGAUUUGAACUGAGCACACGAUUGCCAUUGGCCAGUGUCUACUCUACCUGCAAGUUCGGGAAGGAAGAGGCUGAGGUCCUUUUACUCAACUGGAGUCGCUCGGGUUGUACCAUGCUGAAGACCCGUCACCGCCUACUUGGCAUUCACACUUUCGUCGGAGUUACAUCUAGAAUAUGGKKKUUUWUUCUGUACAUACUCAGGAAGCAGUUACGGACGGUAAUCCAGUACCAAACAGUACGUUAUGACACAUUACCUCUGUCGCCUGUGUCCAGAAACAGACUCGAUGCAGUCAAGAGGAAGAUUCUGGUGCUGGACCUUGACGAGACCCUAGUCCACUCCCACCAUGAUGGGGCUGGGAGAUCCAAAGGGAGAUCCAAAGUGAGACCAGGCACUCCACCAGACUUCAUCCUAACGGUGGUAAUCGACAAACAUCCUUUCAGGUUUUUAGUACAUAAAAGACCGCAUGUGGACUUCUUCUUAGAAGUGGUGAGUCAGUGGUAUGAGCUGGUGGUUUUCACGGCCAGUAUGGAAAUAUAUGGCUCAGCCGUGUCUGACAAGCUAGACAGAGACAUCCUUAAACGAAGAUACUACAGACAGCACUGUACAUUGGAUCUGGGUAGCUAUUUUAAAGAUCUUUCUGUGGUGCACAAUGAUCUAUCUAGCGUAGUCAUCCUGGACAACUCCCCUGGAGCCUACCGCAUCCACCCUGACAACGCAAUACCCAUCAAAUCGUGGUUCAGCGACCCAAGCGACACGGCUCUACUUAACCUGCUACCCAUGCUAGACGCACUGAGGUUCACCUCAGAUGUCCGAUCCGUCCUCAGUCGAAAACUCCAGCAUCCGCUAUGGGGAUUCGACCAUCCGAGCUAGUAUCAGCACCUUCACUUCCUCUCUUUUUUUAGUAUUUUUUUUAGAAUGCCCUUUCUCCUGGUUUGCACGACCCCUUCUUCUGCUCUGCCCACAUCUCUCAAUCUCCACGUGUGACCCUUUUUAAGAAGAGGGAGGGCAAAGACUGGGGGCCACAAAUACAGAGGGGAGGCGCGCUACGUAUAAGGAAAACAAAGUGGA